GAUAACUUGGUUGUUGAGACCGGUGUGUAGGCGUAUUAUGCGCUGAGUCUCGAGCCAGUAUAAACAGAGAACACACAUCUUAUUGUUUACUGGAGCUUAAACAGAGGUGGUGGGAAAUGGUACUGUAUGAAGCUUUGUGAAUCAUUGCAUAACAUUGUGUCCAUGCGUGUGUGUGUGUGUGUAGGGAAAGGACCUGCUCACCCAGAAGAUCCCCGUGUGGCAACAGGCCUGCUCUGACCCCAACAAGCUGCCGGAGCGGGCCAUGCUCCUGGCCCAGCAGAUGGGCUCCGGGGGGGGCACCCUGGGGGGCUCCAGCCCCCUGCACACCUCCAAGUCCAACCUUGUCAUCUCGGACCCCAUCCCAGGGGCCCAGCCUCUGCCCGUCCCUCCAGAGCUGGCUGUGUUCAUGGCCGGUGGGGGGCUGGGACACCAGGCGAGGCUGAUGGGCCCGGACGGCAUGUCUUUGGUGAACGGAACAACAGGGGUCCACGGGGAGGAGUUCUGGACCGAGGGAGGCGGGUCCCAGGUCAGGCCCUCCUCCCCCCAGACCCAGGCCCAGCCUCAGCCCCAGCCUCAGCCCCAGAGACAGGUCAGCGAGGUCUACUCCAACACCCUGCCUGUCCGCAGGCCCGCCCCAGCCAAGAACAAGACGUCCGUGGGAGAGACACGGACCCUGCCCAGGUCCAGCUCCAUGGCGGCCGGCCUGGAGAAGAACGGCCGUGCCCGCGUCCAGGCCAUCUUCUCGCACGCGGCCGGCGACAACGGCACCCUCCUCAGCUUCUCCGAGGGGGACAUCAUCACCCUGCUGGUCCCCGAGGCCCGCGACGGCUGGCACUACGGGGAGAACGAGAAGAACAAGAUGCGAGGUUGGUUCCCCUUCUCCUACACGCGUGUGCUGCCUGAGAGUGACAACGAGAAGCUCCGAGUCAAUCUCAACCACGGGAAAAGCAGCAGCACCGGAAACCUGCUGGAGAGUGACAUGACCCUGCCCAUGCCUGACUACGGCCUGACCGCCCGCCUGCUGGCACAGAGCCUGGCGCAGAGCCGCCCCCGGCCCUACAGCAUGGCAGGCUUCACCACACAGCCUCCCAUUGAGGACUAUGACAGUCGCUUCGCUACAAGUUUGGGUCCAGAAUUGUCCCGGUUCUGAGAAAACAGGACCUCCCGAUCAAGCCCUGGAGCUUUACCUCCGCUCCAACUUCACAGACGACAGAUCUGCACCCAUCUUCUACUAACCACCCCUGUGCUCCCACCUUCACCCGCCACCCACACCAACCCCCCCCCCCCUCCCAGUCCCCACGCCUGCCCCCCCCCCCACACUGUCUCUGCAAAGGGGUUGAUGCUGGCAGUAGUAGGUCAAAUUGGACCGCCUUCAUAUCACUUUGGUGUUUACAUGUUGUUAUGUGUAAAUGAAUGUACAGUAUAUCAGAUCAGUUUCAUGCUGAGGGAAGGUGGUAGAGUUUCUGAAUUAGUCGGCGCCCGUGCAGCACUGCGACUGACCGUCUCGCCAUGACCGGUGUUAAACGCACAGGUCGGGUCUUUUUAGGUACCAUGUUACGACACAGCGCGCUCCAGUAUUCUUUGAUACCACUUUGUAAAUAUUGUGUAGAUUCACCAGAUCAGAACGCCACACGUUCAGCACACACUGCAUUACCCUCUUAUCUUAUUUUGAAGCAAAACCUGCUACUGUAAUCUUUACUCAAGUCAAGGUAGGACCUAAACGAUGUUACAGAUCUAGGAUUUCUAGCCUUACAAUGACGUGUACAGUGAUUUAAGGUAACCUAUUAUACUAGUUAUGCUUUUAAUUCCUAGGCCGUUGUCGUGCUACAGCAAGUUAUAAUACAGUACCAAUUCAUAUGGAGACUGUGCCUUCUAUUGUUUGUAAAAUACUCAUUGCAGCCUCUGGCUCAAAUCACCAUCCGAUCAACACUGCUAUUAUCAAAGGGACUUGCAUAAGAACUGUGCGCGUGUGUAUACUAAUUCAUCAUUUCUAAAGAAAUAUAUUUGCCCUGCACUUUUAGUUUUUCAAGAUUUAAUUUACUGUAAAAAAAAAUCAUGGAUUGGCCAACACUCCUUUUUUUGCUAACUACUUCAUACUGCAGAUACUGGAAUUGUAAAGAAGAUUGAUACUGGAAAAGGACACCUGAUUUCUCUGUAGUCCAGACACAAAAUGGGCACACUACAGUAGGUAGCUGCCAUGUUGUAUGUAACGGUACAUUUUUUCUAUAUAUGUCAGAUUUAGUUCCCUGUCUUCUUAUUGACAUCAGAAUGUUAGAAGUGUAAUCAUGUCAUCUUUGUAACAAACCCGAGGACACUGCUAGGUUUCAAAUUGGUCACAAAUGGGAGAUAAUGGCUAUGAAUGAGUGUUCGCAAGAGCUACAGAGAAACCGACCAAAUGAGUUCAUACAUCCUUCCUGGCUGAUAGAGGCGUAUACAGUAGGUAUUGUAGGCCUGAGGAUAGGAUUGGACAGGUUCUGCAGGGUUAGCAAAUGCAUUUUAUACUGUUUUAUAUUUUUCUCACUUUGUCCAGUGUGCUGUUUGUGUUUAUAUCUGUGCUGUACAGGAAGUGCACACCCAUGAAAUAAAAUCAAUGGAUGCAACACUGGA
Messenger RNA from Hypomesus transpacificus, 2607 nucleotides. Its product is annotated as brain-specific angiogenesis inhibitor 1-associated protein 2-like. Gene Ontology annotation, molecular function: protein binding. The transcript has 8 exons. Gene Ontology annotation, biological process: actin crosslink formation; positive regulation of actin filament polymerization; actin filament bundle assembly. The record is from RefSeq and is a predicted model, not a curated record. Bases 263 to 1150 code for a protein of 295 amino acids. NCBI's taxonomy places the organism in Eukaryota, Metazoa, Chordata, Actinopteri, Osmeriformes, Osmeridae. Gene Ontology annotation, cellular component: cytosol; nucleoplasm.